UCUUGCUAUAGCUGAUGGAAGUGAUGAUUACUCAGUUUUUCAGAUGAAGAAUCUUCCACUUUGGGAAAACUCAGAUGGGGUUUUGGUUAAUACUGUUGAGGAGUUUGAUAAUAUUGGAUUGAUGUAUUUUAGAAGGAAGUUAUGUAUACCUGUUUGGGCAAUAGGACCAAUACUUCAUCAAGAAAAUGUCAAUCCUAGGAAAGAACCAGGAAUUUCUUUAGUGAAAUGUAAAGAAUGGUUAGAUAACAAGGAUGAAAAUUCAGUUCUUUACAUAUGUUUUGGUUCACAAAACACGAUUUCCGCGUCACAGAUGAUGCAACUAGCAAAAGGAUUAGAUGGGGUUGAAGUAAACUUCAUUUGGGUGAUUAGACCACCUUUAGGAUUUGAUGUAAAUGCUGAUUUCAGACCAGAAGAAUGGUUACCAGAAGGCUUUAUUGAAAGAAAUCAAGAACAAAGAGGACUAGUAGUGGUUGAUUGGGCACCACAAGUUGAAAUCUUGGCUCAUGAAUCAAUAGGUUCAUUUUUGAGUAAUUGUGGUUGGAAUUCAGUUCUUGAAUCAUUGAUCAAUGGUGUCCCAUUGAUUGGAUGGCCAAUGGCAGCUGAUCAAUUUUUCAAUGCUAAGUUUUUGGUUGAAGAAAUUGGUGUUUGUGUUGAAAUGGCUAGAGGGACUACAUUUGAUGUAAGUUAUGGGGAUGUAAUUGAAAAGAUUGAGUUAGUUAUGGGUAGUGAAAGUGAAAAGGGGAGAAGAUUAAGAGGUAAAGCUUGUGAAGUUAAAGAAAUGAUUAAAGAUGCUAAUAGAGAUGAAGAUGAUUACAAAGGAUCUUCUAUUAGAGCUAUGGAUGAGUUUUUUAAUUUGAUGAUGAAAGAAAGGAUUGGCUCACAAUAAUUGACUUUUUUUUUUUUGUUAAUAAAAUAAAGAAAGAGAAAUCUAGAAGAAAAGUUCAAGCUACUUCUUCACUUUUAUAUAUAUAUAUAAUUUUUUUUUGGA
Molecule: messenger RNA, 988 nt
Organism: Solanum lycopersicum (tomato)
Lineage: Eukaryota; Viridiplantae; Streptophyta; Magnoliopsida; Solanales; Solanaceae
Product: UDP-glycosyltransferase 92A1
Molecular function (GO): UDP-glucosyltransferase activity
Source: RefSeq, a predicted model, not a curated record